AUGCCAUUCGAUUCACCAUUUCCAGAAAUUAACAUUCCAGAAGUAGACCUUCUCACCUGGCUCUUCGGGUCGCCUGAUGCGCCGCUCUCCAAAGAGCCAAUAUACCUAGACUCCAUCAACCCCGAGGAGAAACAUAUCUCCCUCCACGAAUACCGAUCAUUGGCUCGCCGAGUCGCUAGCGGCAUCCAGACUAAACUCCGGUUACAGCCGCAAGACAAACUUCUCGUCUUCUCGAGCAAUAACAUAUAUUUCCCCGUUUUGCUCAUGGGAAUCGUGGGCUCUGAAUGUGUAUUCACAGGCGCAAAUCCCACAUUCACAGCUAGAGAACUGGCGUACCAAAUCAAAGACGCUCACGCAAAAGUACUUUUCGUGGCGCCAGAUGCAGUACCUACAGCGUUAGAAGCAGCGAAGGUAACCGGAUUAGAUACGAGGAAGAUAUUUGUCUUUGACGAUAACAUCAAGAACCCCAAUCGUUCCGCUUGGGCUCAAUACCCCAUUGGAGGAUAUUGGACAGAUAUUCUCUCCGACAGAGAAGAUUUCAGAUGGCGACAGUUAAGCAAGGAUGAAUUAAAUACUACCGUUGCUAUUAAUUAUUCCAGCGGUACAACGGGUAUGCCGAAGGGAGUGGAGAUUACGCAUAAGAAUUUUGUAUCGAAUACUACGCAAUCGAUCACUAUGGAUGAGGAUGUGCCAGAUUAUACACCCGUGAAUCUGGCGGCGAUUCCGAUGUACCAUGCGUAUGGUAUGGCGGCCUUUGUGCUCCAGUCUGCGAAACAGGGGACUAAGGUUUAUGUUAUGCCGAAGUUUGACUUUGUGGAGUAUUUAAAAUGCAUCGAGAAGUAUGGAGUUACGUCGAUUGCCGCUGUACCGCCUAUUAUCGUGGCAUUCGCGAAGCAUCCAGCUGUCGAUAAGACGGAUUUAUCAUCCGUUAAGUCUAUUGGCUGUGGUGCUGCGCCUCUGAGUGCAGAGACAGCUAUCGCCGCCGAAGCCAAAUUCAACAAUGUGAGGAUUCUCCAAGGAUACGGAUUGAGCGAAGUAACCUGUGCGGUUAUUGUGCAAAGAGAGAACAAGUUAAAUGUUAAUCCCAAACGAGGGACCGUUGGCCACAUUGCACCAAACUGUCGAGCAAAACUCGUCGAUGCAGAUGGGAAAGAACUAGGAAGGAACCAACCAGGAGAACUAUGGGUUCGCGGACCCAAUGUUAUGAAGGGGUAUUAUAACAAGCCGGAAGCGACAGCGGAUACAAUUACUCCAGACGGGUGGUUGAAGACUGGUGAUGUUGCAUACGUCGAUGACGAAGGCCUAUGGUAUAUUGUAGAUAGGAAGAAGGAACUCAUCAAGUCUUCAGGUUAUCAAGUAGCACCAGCUGAACUGGAAGCAGUACUCCUGGAGCACCCAGAUGUCGCAGAUGUCGGCGUCAUCGGCAUCAAAUGGGCGGAUAACGAACGUCCUAGAGCCUACAUUGUUAGAAAUGCGGGUUCUAAAGUAACAAGCGAAGACAUAAAGAAAUAUAUGUCAAAGGUCGUUUCGAGCUAUAAGCAGCUUACCGGGGGUAUCGUUUGGGUAGAUGAAAUUCCGAAGAAUCCAUCGGGUAAGAUCUUAAGGAAAUUGCUGAGGGAGAGAGCAGCAAAGGAAGUAACAGACACCGGAGAUCACAAGGCGAAGCUCUAA
Molecule: messenger RNA, 1671 nt
Organism: Orbilia oligospora ATCC 24927
Lineage: Eukaryota; Fungi; Ascomycota; Orbiliomycetes; Orbiliales; Orbiliaceae
Exons: 4
Coding region: 1-1671 (556 amino acids)
Biological process (GO): secondary metabolic process
Molecular function (GO): CoA-ligase activity
Source: RefSeq, a predicted model, not a curated record